Molecule: messenger RNA, 1495 nt
Organism: Hydra vulgaris (swiftwater hydra)
Lineage: Eukaryota; Metazoa; Cnidaria; Hydrozoa; Anthoathecata; Hydridae
Product: nuclear inhibitor of protein phosphatase 1
Cellular component (GO): nuclear speck
Molecular function (GO): mRNA binding; protein binding; protein serine/threonine phosphatase inhibitor activity
Source: RefSeq, a predicted model, not a curated record
AGCUUUUAGGUUCUUUAACUAAAUUAUACGAACGCGCUGUAUGAAAUGAUGUAUAAAUGAAAUGGCUGAUGUUUCAAGAAUCAAAAGAAAGGUUAAGUCGCUUAAACCUGUGCAAGCACCAAUUCCCGUUAAGCCUAAUUUUGAACCUCCUAAAUGGGCAGGAAAGCCUCCUCCUGGAAUGCAUUUAGAUGUUAGCAAAGAUGGAAAGCUAAUAGAGAAGUUUAUUGUUGAUGGAAAAACUCAUUUCUUUUUUGGACGUCAAAAGGAGUAUAUUGAUUUCACAGUGGAUCAUACAUCAUGCUCUCGCAUUCAUGCUGUUAUGGUUUACCAUAAGCCUUUGCAAAGAAUGUUUUUAAUAGACUUAGGCAGCACUCACGGCACAUUUUUGGGGAAUACAAGACUUGAACCAAACUGUCCAAUGCAGUUACCUGUUGAUGAGAACUUUCACUUUGGUGCAUCUACAAGAACUUGGGCGCUGCGAGAGAAACUAGCUACAGGAAUCAUGGAUAAUUCUCUAAAUUCAAGCAUUAAUGGAGUUGAUGAAAAUGAGACUACUAAUCUCAGUUUGUUAGGGUUACCUGAAGCUGAGAAUGAUUUAAAUGAUUUGACAGAAUAUAACACAGCACACAAUCGACGGGUUACCAUUUUGCCAAUCGAUGAAGGAAGUAUUGUAAACCCUUUAAAGAGAAAGCGAAAAAAAAGUUGCAAUGUGACAUUUACUACUGAAGAUGAAAUAAUUAACCCAGAGGAUAUUGAUCCCACUGUAGGAAGAUUUCGUAAUCUUAUAUCAACUGAAAUUAUUGCUCCCAAUAAGAUUAACAAACAAAUUUUAGGACGAAGUACUGAGAUAGGUUCAAAUAAAGUAAGACAAGAUUUUCAAGUCAACAACUUAUAUAAUGACUCGUCUAUAUUAGAACCUGCAAGUUCAGCUACCACCUUGAUGACCCCUAAAAUAACAUCAGCUCCUGAUGUGGAAAGUCCUGAUGUUAUGCGUCCAAUAUUGCCAGCACUUACAAAAACAAUUAUAAGAGCUGAAAUAAUUGAGGAAGGUCCACAGGAGCCUACAAGAAAGAAGUAUAUGAAAGAAGCAUGGCCAGGACGCAAACCUAAAGCUAAUAAUCUUCUUAGUGUUUAGAAUAGCUCCGUUCUUUUUGAAGAAAAACGUUUUUUAUUGUUUUAUGGGUAGCAAGUAUUUUAAUUUACUCAGGAUUGGCGACCCUGCCCUAAGCGAGCUCUUCUGCUUUAGCAUGAAGUUGACUGUUAAACACAAUGACUUACACUACUUAUUACGACUGUUCACAAUGAUGAUGAUGAUGAUAAUAUGAUGAUGAUGAAAAAAUUUGGGUAGUGAAUUUACAGGGGAUGACGACCCUGCCCUCACGAGUCACUGACCAAACAGCAGCAACGGAAACGGUAGCCAUACAGCAAAAUCAGCUGACAAGUUUUAAAUUUUUUUUUUUCAUUUUAAUUAAAAGAUGACAGGUUUUUUUUUCGA